CCGUACCGCCGUGGGCCCGCGCGGUGUGCCCGUCGUCCGCAGGUGGCGUCGCUUGGCGUGCUCGGCGUGCUCCGCGUUGUCAGUGGGCCCGUCGAGGCCAUGUGGUGGUGCGCGUAUGGCGUCGUGACGCUCGGGACGUUGAGGUGAUCAUGCCGUCAUGAACAUCAACAACAAUAACAACGAGUUGAACAAGGGCGCCACCAAGGCAGCCAUGGCCAUGGCGGCGAGCGACGUCUCCGACGCCGUGCUCCCGGACGGCGUUCCCGACGAGGAGAUCGAGUACCCGUCCCUGGAGUACGAGGAGGACGCGUACUACACGCACCAGCCGCACGCCACGCCGAGCUUCGACGUGGUGGAAGACGAGGACGACCUCGGGGACCCCGAAGUGGGCAUCCCGUCGUCGGCGGCCGCGGGCUCCAACCUGGCCGCGCGCCUGCUCGGCGACGAGGAGCUUGACGACGCGGACGUCGACCAAUGCCUGGCGCUGGCCGCCAUGCACGGGCUCGACCUGGACGACCUGGACGUGAUGGUGGACGUGGACGCCGACGUGGGCGCCUACUCGGUCGAGACGGAGUUCGUCAAGCCCUCCAAGGGGAUCCUGGGCCUGCUGAGCAGGAAGGGACGGCGCCCCCUUGUCAGGGUCACCUUCCAGGACCUGACCAAGCCCUACUUCUCCAAGAUGAGCUCGACCAACAACUACCGCCGCUUCCUGCAGCUGGUGCGAGAAGAGCCGUCGACAGACAUGUCGCCAGAUUCUGGUGUUUCCGAGCUGCAGGGACUUACGCCUGAAGAAGUAGAGAAGCAGAAGGAAGAAUGGCGCAAGGAACUAGCCGAUGUUGAAAACGAAAUCCAAACUAUGAGAUUUGUGUUAGCUUCCAAAGUGAAGCAAUCACAAGAACUCAAACGCAAAUUGGGCUUCUCCGUCUGGCGAGAGUUGACUGAUGAUGUCUCUCAAGGCUUGCGAAAUGUGAAGGAGUCCAACGUGUAUCAGACUGUAGAGGAGAAAAUUGGCCAGAUUGGUAAAGCAGUUGCAGAUCAGCCAAUGUACCAAAAGACUGAAUCUGUAGUUAAGGCUACAGCGGAAAAGACAACUUCAAUUCUUGGAGGUCUUGGAUCAGGCAUCACCAUGAAGCUAGGACAACUCAAGAAUUCUGAAUCUUUCCGUUCCUUAGAAGAAAAGAUGGGUUCUGCGUAUGAGAAUGUGAAGACAAAGGUCUCAACAUCUCGCUCAAGUUCCAUGCAGAGCUUUGACGAAGCCCUCCGAGAAACAGAGUACAAGAAAGGCAGCACAGCAACCACUCCUACCAUUCCUGAAGACCGACCUUUAUCAUAAAUGCAAUCCAACACUUGCUUUUUAAAGAAACCUUUGUUCUACUUGAAGAACACUUCACACCUGUCACUCAAGUAACAGUUCAUGGUUUUACCCUGUCACCUUCAUACCCUCCUCCAUUUCUCAUUGCUUUAAACAAUAUCUGUGACCUGUUGAGACUACCCUACUUACUCCUGUCGUUUACAUCCUAAUUUAAUUAAGUGGUGUGGUGUUACGUAAGAGUAUUUUAUGGAGAAGUGAGGAUAUUUUGUUAAGGAGUAGGUACUGGUCUGAGGUCAAAUACUUUACAGUUUAUGUGAAUUGCAACAAAUGAUACUAUUUUUAACGUACUCCUCCUUCCAUAGAUAUAUAUAUAGUAUUUAUAGUAUAUAUAUAUAUAUAUGUAUGUGUGUGUGUUGUGCUAUUUUCUACGUUCUUGCCUCAGAAUCCCUGUAUUCCUUGUCUCUAUAAGGGUUGAGGCUAUAUGGGUUGGCUUAUUGUGGAUGUGGAAUCUGUGCACUGAUAUCCAAGUAAAGUAUGUAAUUGAAGUACAUUCAUAGUACUUAUUGAUUGUUUUGUACAGAAUAUUUUGCUCUUGUUUCACAAUUGUGUGAUUGGCUGUAUAAAAAUUCUUCUAAGCAAAUGAUAUUUUGUCACUUUCUAUGAGAAACGUCUGCAUGUAGAGAGGAUUAAGUAUUUAGUUUUUCAGCUUUUGUGGUUUUUAUUUGAGUAGUGAUACCUGUUGUAAUGUGAUGUGAAAUUGUGUUAAUUAUUUUUUAAAUUAUUUCCAAGAAAUGAUUAUGCUGAGGUUUGGCUUUUUUAUUUUCAUCUUGAUGCAAAGAUCUUUGAGCAGAUCUGCCUAAUUUUGUAACAAAUCACUAUUUACAUGUGGCACAAAUGCCAUUCUUGCUCAUUUAAAGCCCGGUUUAUUUGUACAUGUGUGCUUCUUGAGUACUUGUUUUGUAACAGUUUACUUUGCCAUGUUUGAUCAACUUUGUGCAUUGUACACUGGUUUUGUUUUUCCAGGUAAUUAAUUUUUUGUGGCAUUGUAUGACACAAAAUUUUCUUUGUCUGUGUCAUUAAAUCUGUAGUAAAAUUCCAAGGCA
Molecule: messenger RNA, 2415 nt
Organism: Thrips palmi
Lineage: Eukaryota; Metazoa; Arthropoda; Insecta; Thysanoptera; Thripidae
Exons: 5
Coding region: 158-1333 (391 amino acids)
Cellular component (GO): cytoplasm
Source: RefSeq, a predicted model, not a curated record